Messenger RNA from Theobroma cacao (cacao), 2786 nucleotides. It is a transcript of the gene TOC75-III, whose product is annotated as translocon at the outer envelope membrane of chloroplasts 75-III. NCBI's taxonomy places the organism in Eukaryota, Viridiplantae, Streptophyta, Magnoliopsida, Malvales, Malvaceae. The record is from RefSeq and is a predicted model, not a curated record. Gene Ontology annotation, cellular component: chloroplast outer membrane. Gene Ontology annotation, molecular function: protein-transporting ATPase activity. Gene Ontology annotation, biological process: intracellular protein transport; protein import into chloroplast stroma; chloroplast organization.
CACAAAACCCAGCAGUCCCUAUUUCUCAAAACAUAUAGUCAAAACUACACUGUCUUCUUAUCCCCUCCUCAAACCCACCAAAGACCUGAAACACAAACAAUGCCUUCUUUCGCUGCCCCAUCCCACCUCCUCUCCCCAUCUGCCAACCUCUCCUCUUCCACUCGCCGGCAACUGCCCCCUACUUCCUCCUCUUCCUCACGCGCUUCCCCGCGGUCCUCCUCCAUCAAAUGCCACCUCCCUUUUCAAAACCCUAAACCCCAGAAGCGAACCUCCCUCCUCCGCUCCCUCUCCAAACCCCUCACGCUAGCCUCCGCUUCUGCUGCCACUCUCCUCAUCCGCAUCACUCCCAUUCCUACCCUUCUCGCUGGAGGCGGCGGAGAAAACUUUGGCGGCAGUGGAGGCUUAUCUGGUGGCGGCGGCGGAGGCGGUGGUUCUGGUGGCGGUGAUGGAAGCAGUGGCAACUUCUGGGAAAAGCUCUUUUCGCCUUCGCCGGCAAUUGCGGACGAUAACAAUCAGACCCAAGAAUGGGAUUCUCAUGGAUUACCUGCCAACAUAGUAGUUCAACUCAACAAGCUAAGUGGGUUCAAAAAAUACAAGCUUUCAGACAUUUUAUUCUUCGACCGACGGCGAUGGACUACGGUAGGAACUGAAGAUUCAUUCUUUGAAAUGGUUUCGUUAAGACCCGGAGGGAUCUACACUAAAACGCAGUUACAAAAAGAGCUCGAAACUUUAGCCACUUGUGGAAUGUUUGAGAAGGUUGACAUGGAAGGCAAAACUAACCCAGAUGGAACUUUGGGAUUGACCAUCUCUUUUACAGAAAGUACUUGGCAAUCAGCUGAUAGGUUUAGGUGUAUAAAUGUGGGGCUAAUGGCUCAAUCCAAGCCCAUCGAAAUGGACUCUGAUAUGACAGAUAAGGAGAAAUUGGAGUAUUAUAAAAAUCAAGAGAAGGAUUAUAAGAGGAGGAUUGAGAGAGCCAGGCCAUGCUUGUUGCCAGUGCAAGUGCAUAGGGAAGUGUUGCAAAUGUUGAGGGAUCAAGGGAAAGUGAGUGCUAGGUUGUUGCAGAAGAUAAGGGAUAGAGUUCAGAAAUGGUACCAUGAUGAAGGGUAUGCUUGUGCUCAGGUUGUGAAUUUUGGGAACUUGAAUACUAAGGAAGUGGUUUGUGAGGUUGUGGAAGGGGAUAUUACACAGCUUGUGAUUCAAUUCCAGGAUAAGCUUGGGAAUGUUGUUGAAGGGAAUACCCAGCUUCCUGUUGUCAGGAGAGAGUUGCCCAAACAGCUUCGACAAGGCAAUGUUUUUAACAUUGAGGCUGGGAAACAAGCCCUGAGAAACAUAAACUCAUUGGCUUUGUUUUCAAAUAUCGAAGUGAACCCACGUCCUGAUGAGAAAAAUGAGGGAGGCAUCAUUGUUGAGAUAAAGCUUAAAGAGCUGGAUCAAAAAUCAGCUGAAGUCAGUACGGAGUGGAGCAUUGUCCCUGGACGUGGGGGGCGUCCCGCAUUGGCUUCAUUUCAACCUGGUGGAACUGUCUCUUUUGAGCACCGAAAUCUCAAAGGGCUUAACAGAUCAAUUCUUGGUUCAUUGACCACCAGUAACUUUUUUAAUCCUCAGGAUGAUCUUGCUUUCAAAUUAGAAUAUGUGCACCCAUAUUUAGAUGGUGUUUAUAAUCCACGCAACCGUACUUUUCGAGCAAGCUGCUUUAACAGCCGGAAACUAAGUCCAGUUUUCACUGGUGGGCCAGGAGUUGAUGAAGUCCCCCCAAUAUGGGUUGAUCGAGCUGGUGUCAAAGCUAACAUUACAGAGAAUUUCACCCGUCAAAGUAAAUUCACUUACGGACUUGUGAUGGAAGAGAUAACAACACGUGAUGAAAGCAGUCAUAUCUCUCCCAAUGGUCAAAGAGUGCUGCCAAGUGGAGGCAUCAGCGCAGAUGGACCUCCAACCACUCUAAGUGGUACUGGUGUUGAUCGAAUGGCAUUUCUACAGGCAAAUAUCACACGUGAUAAUACCAAGUUUGUAAAUGGAGCUAUAGUUGGUGAGAGGAAUGUAUUCCAGGUGGACCAAGGACUUGGCAUUGGCAGCAAGUUUCCGUUCUUUAACCGCCACCAACUAACAUUUACACGAUUUCUCCAACUAAAGCAAGUGGAAGAAGGAGCCAAUAAACCACCACCACCUGUUCUAGUCCUUCAUGGCCAUUAUGGAGGUUGUGUGGGUGACCUACCAAGUUAUGAUGCUUUUACUCUUGGGGGCCCCUAUUCUGUGAGAGGUUAUAACAUGGGUGAGUUAGGCGCAGCUAGAAACAUUAUCGAGCUUGGAGCCGAGCUUAGAAUACCUGUGAGAAAUACACAUGUAUAUGCAUUUGCAGAGCAUGGCAAUGAUCUAGGAAGUUCAAAGGAUGUAAAGGGUAACCCAACAGAGGUCUACAGGCGAAUGGGUCAUGGUUCAUCAUAUGGUGUUGGUGUCAAGCUAGGUCUAGUGAGAGCCGAGUAUGCUGUUGACCAUAACACUGGAACCGGUGCAGUCUUCUUCCGAUUUGGGGAAAGAUAUUAAAAUGUGAUUUAGGUCUAAUUUUGCUUAAUACAGGGUGGCCAUUUGGGUUUUCUAGUUACUGUUAGAGCUGUUCUUGAUCUUACAGAUCUUUUGAGAUACAUGGAACUAGGUACAAUAAUACUUAAGCGGCUUUCUUGUUUCAAAUAAUUAUUUUAUUGAAAAUCUUGUGCGUUAUAUUUUUAUCCUAUUCUGUACAAACUGAGGGAUUGCAAGGAAAUUGUUGGUGCUUGAUUAUGCUUUCUGUA